Messenger RNA from Thermothielavioides terrestris NRRL 8126, 1069 nucleotides. RefSeq lists its product as uncharacterized. Lineage: Eukaryota; Fungi; Ascomycota; Sordariomycetes; Sordariales; Chaetomiaceae. The record is from RefSeq and is a predicted model, not a curated record. The transcript is spliced from 2 exons. Bases 1 to 906 code for a protein of 301 amino acids.
AUGGCUCCGCAGCAGAUUUUGUCUAUCGACCGUUCUUCCCACCUCGGAGACUUCUUUCGGCAGCCCGUGCAGCACGAGCGCAAAACCUACUUCCUUGCACCCUCGCGAGACCAGGCCCCCACUGGCGCCAUCGCGCUCGGGAACCUUAUCAAGUCACCGCGCUCGCCCGAGUUCCCGCUCAACGACCCCAAAUCACCGACCGUCACGCGCCUCCAGUCCACCGCGACAGUGAUCUCCGAGACCAACGCGACCCGCACGCUCUCGGCCAAGUUCUCGGUGCAGCGGAGCGUGUUCGCCUCCUUCCUGCAGGGCAUCCUCGGGGGGCAAGACCCAGUCCACCUCGAGCUGCUGGCUGCGCUGUUCGCGGAGCCGUCGGUCCAGGCCGCCCUGCGCGACAGCCGCUUCACCGCCAACCUGUACCUCGUCACGGCCGUGCAGAUCGCGCACGGGGCCGACUACGUCGUGGCGCGCGCCCGCCGCCGCGGCACCCACGUCCACCUCGCCGCCGACCUGCUCGGCCCCUCCGCCGGCACGGUGCCCGCCGGCGCCGGCGUGCAGGCGGAUGUCGGCGGCGCCGCGCACGUCCGGUCCGCCGGCACCGUGGAGGGCCCCUUCGUGUUCGCCUACAGCCUGCGCGAGGUGCUCUACCGCCGGAAGACGGUCACGGAGCAGCGGCGGGCCAGGGUCAAGGGCGAUCUGUACGGGAUUGGAGAGAAAGCGGUCCGGCCGGUGGAGACGGGCGACGCCGAGUACGUUGCCGAGCUGGCGGGGCUGAAGGAUGAAGACCCGGAGCUGCCGGGACAAUGGGACCUGGACGUCGAGAGCGGGCUUGACAUGGAUGGAUCCGAGUGUCAAAUUGUUCGUGUGGACAUUGGCGAUGGGGACAGCGGCUAUGAAGAUGUUUGAGUCUUAGGGGAGACCGAAAUCUAAUACGCUGUCGGAAGAUCUUCCGUCAAGGCUUUGCAAUGUAGCUAAAGGCCGAUUGCGCACUUUCACCAUUCAAUAUACUGGCUCCUAUAGAAUGGCAUCUGAGUGAUCUUUUCAGAUUCGCUCAGAUUUGUGGCUGCCA